Messenger RNA from Aspergillus vadensis CBS 113365, 1239 nucleotides. Its product is annotated as pyruvate dehydrogenase (acetyl-transferring) subunit E1 alpha. Gene Ontology annotation, molecular function: oxidoreductase activity, acting on the aldehyde or oxo group of donors, disulfide as acceptor. The transcript has 4 exons. NCBI's taxonomy places the organism in Eukaryota, Fungi, Ascomycota, Eurotiomycetes, Eurotiales, Aspergillaceae. The record is from RefSeq and is a predicted model, not a curated record. Bases 1 to 1239 code for a protein of 412 amino acids.
AUGUUGUUCCGCGCUGCGGUCCGUCAGUCCGCGCCCUUGAGGCGUCAGGCCCUCACUCCUCUUGCUCGUCGCUCCGUCACCACCGACGCCGCUUCGUCGCAUGCUGAAAAUGUCCCCCAGGAGGAUGACAAGCCCUUCACUGUCCGCCUCUCCGACGAGAGCUUCGAGACCUACGAGAUCGACCCUCCCCCGUACACCCUGGAGAUCACCAAGAAGGAGCUCAAGCAGAUGUACUACGACAUGGUUUCGAUGAGACGUAUGGAGAUGGCCGCCGACCGUCUUUACAAGGAGAAGAAGAUCAGAGGUUUCUGCCACUUGUCUACCGGUCAGGAAGCCGUCGCCACCGGUAUCGAGCACGCUAUCACCCGCGACGACAAGGUCAUCACUGCCUACCGUUGCCACGGUUUCGCCAUGAUGCGUGGUGGUACCGUCCGCUCCAUCAUCGGUGAGCUGCUUGGUCGCCGUGAGGGUAUCGCCUACGGAAAGGGUGGUUCCAUGCACAUGUUCGCCCCCAACUUCUACGGUGGUAACGGUAUCGUCGGUGCUCAGGUCCCCGUCGGUGCUGGUCUCGCUUUCGCCCAGCAGUACAACGAGGAGCCCACCACCUCCAUCGUCCUCUACGGUGACGGUGCCUCCAACCAGGGUCAGGUCUUCGAGGCCUUCAACAUGGCCAAGCUGUGGAACCUCCCCGUUCUGUUCGGUUGUGAGAGCAUAGUUAACAAUCUCCUGCUAGACAACAAGUACGGUAUGGGUACCUCCGCCGCUCGUUCCUCCGCCUUGACCGAGUCCUACAAGCGUGGUCAGUACAUCCCUGGUAUCAAGGUCAACGGCAUGGACGUCCUGGCCACCAAGGCCGCUGUCAAGUACGGUAAGGACUGGGCUGUGGCUGGCAACGGCCCCCUGGUCUACGAGUACGUCACCUACCGUUACGGUGGUCACUCCAUGUCCGACCCCGGUACCACCUACCGUAGCCGUGAGGAGAUCCAGCGCAUGCGCAGCACCAACGACCCCAUCGCCGGUCUCAAGCAGAAGAUCCUCGACUGGAACGUCUGCUCCGAGGACGAGCUCAAGUCCCUCGACAAGGCUGCCCGUGCCCACGUCGACGAGGAGGUCGCCAUCGCCGAGAAGAUGCCCCUCCCCGAUAACACCCCCCGCAUUCUCUUCGAGGACAUCUACGUCCGUGGCUCCGAGCCCAAGUGGAUGCGUGGUCGCACUGUCGACGAGACCUUCUACUACUAG